AUGGAGAAACUACGGCAGUCACUAAAUGGUUCGGUGUCGAAUCUUGAACCUGAGCAAUUUCGUAAGAUGUUCAUCGGUGGUCUUACAAGUACCACAACCGAUGAGAAUCUGCGAGAGUUUUACUCGAAAUGGGGUGAUCUAGUGGAUUGUGUGGUCAUGCGUGAUCCAACUACGAAACGUUCGCGUGGAUUCGGAUUCGUCAGCUAUUCGAAGCAGUCUGAGGUGGAUGGGGAGGUCAAGGCGGUGGCUCCCACGGAGGUUGGGGAGGCCAGGGAGGUGGAUCUCAAGGUGGCUGGGGAGGCCAAGGCAGCGGUGGUGGUGGUGGUUGGAAUGGUGGACGAGGUUAUUAGUGAAGAAUGA
Messenger RNA from Anisakis simplex (herring worm), 360 nucleotides. The record is from the annotation of a GenBank genome assembly. Lineage: Eukaryota; Metazoa; Nematoda; Chromadorea; Rhabditida; Anisakidae.